Penicillium malachiteum is the source of this 1194-nucleotide messenger RNA. Its product is annotated as queuosine 5'-phosphate N-glycosylase/hydrolase. Bases 1 to 1194 code for a protein of 397 amino acids. The transcript has 5 exons. NCBI's taxonomy places the organism in Eukaryota, Fungi, Ascomycota, Eurotiomycetes, Eurotiales, Aspergillaceae. The record is from RefSeq and is a predicted model, not a curated record.
AUGCCUUCUUUGGAACCAAUUACUCCAAGAAAUCAAUUCGUCGAUGCAGGGUCCGACGACGAAGCGGAUCCAGAGCUGGUGGAGCUGCUUCGCCAGCAUUACGGACUAAGCGGAAAGCCGGGGAAGGAUGCUCCACCAGAGACGAAGGUGUUGGAGAGUGCUCAAUACAUCUUUGACAAUGCCAUUGAUGUGGCUCUGAACCCAACCCAGGUCAAAGAAGCUGCAGAGUUCAUUUGGCGUCUGAUGCAGAAGAAGGCAUACUCUACCCAAACAUGGUCAGAGCAUGAGCUGCACCCAAAGACCAAAAAUGAGAGCACUGUGGACUUCAUAUUUACUAUGGAUCUGCUGAAUUUUAGUUUCUGGUCUGAGGAGACAGACGAGUCCAAGCGUUUUUCUAUUGAAUAUCGCGAUAAGAAGUGGACCGGAUAUUGGAGUCUGGUUGCUGCUCUUCAAAGAGCUCUUGAUGAAGAUAUCCCGAUAACAACCCCAGACUUCUGGACGAGGAGAUCCCCCCUGUUCAAAGAACGGGUGCAAUGCCUGCGCGAGGCGGGUGCCGUUCUGUGUGAUGAAUUCGGUGGUAGCUUUGCAAACUGCAUUGAUAGUGCCAACUACUCCGCUGCGGGUCUUGUCAACUUGCUUACUGAGAGCUUUGACUGUUUCCGUGACGAGACAGUCUUCCAUGGCAAGCGAGUGCGGCUGUAUAAGCGCGCCCAGAUUCUGGUAGCAGAUAUUUGGGCCUGCUUUAAUGGCGAAGACUUUGGAGAGUUUCAUGAUAUUGAUAAGAUCACUAUGUUCGCAGACUACCGAAUCCCACAAAUGCUACACCAGCUGGGAUGUGUGCGCUACUCCCCUCCAUUAGAAAGCCAUAUUCAUCGCCUGAAGCCCUUGACGCCAGGCUCGAACUGGGAAAUCGAGCUGCGCGGCACUAGCAUCUGGGCCGUGGAGCUUAUCAGGCGUGAAAUUGAGAAGCGCCACCCAGAGGUCAAGACUGCUGGUAGAUGUGAAAAGAUCACCACUGAGGGGAACGAGAACCCUGAAGAGCCUGAGUCAAGUGAGACUCAAGACAAACCCCAGAAAACGUACGGGAUCAAUGCGAUCCUUAUCGAUUUCUUCCUAUAUGACACGAUGAAGAACCUGGAGGCAGAACAUAACGAGAGUAUCCCUCACCACAGGACUCGCAGUAUUUGGUACUGA